AUGUCUCAUGAGGCAUCAUGGCCACCGCACUCUCCUCACGCCGCCCUCCUCAGUUCGCCUAGUGGUCGCAAGAAAUAUGAAGCGAUGCAGAUAUCACCAGUGAAACGAUCGGCAACAACACCCAGCUUACUCGACCGACUCCGCGCAGCACGCAAUGACAGGAAUACCAUGGAGGUCGAUACCGAUGACGACGGCGAUGAAGAUGAUGAAGAAAUACUUCAGCUAAAACUAGCCGCAAUCGAGGCGAAGCUGAAGUUGAAGAAGCUGCAACAGAACAAAUCACGAGCGGCGACACCGGCCAGGCCAUCCUCACGCCCGGGUUCCUCACACGGUACUAUUUCAUCAAAUGUAAAUGCGAGCGCAAGGUACAGCCAAUCCCAAGAUGACCAAGAUUCGAUCGAGGUUGCCAUGUCUCCUGUAAGGCGUUUGCAACCAGAACCACAACCAAAAUCUCCUUCUCGAGUUUUGCUCGGAAUUGACAAGGGGAUACGGGCGGCAGAUGUUUCGUUGAGGCGGGCAAAUACUACCGGGGGCACCUCUCAGAGGUCCAGGAGCGCUCUAUCAAGCAAUGACAGACCAACUUCACGCUCAUCGGCUUACAACUCAGCAAGAUCUGCAACAUCGACGAGGCUAGUGGGGGAGUCCGAAACGAGAAAGCCAUUUGGCGAACGCAUAUCCGACGCGCGGAAGGCGGACAAUGAUAUAUCAUCCCGGCGGGAGGCUAAUUCUCGGAAUCGCAGCAAGGGUUUCAUCGUCGAUCACGCUGAGAUUGAGACCUAUCGAUCCUCCACCGAGCAAUCAGCUGCCACCGCUGACCAAAGGUCUACAACACGGACUGGUCACUAUGUUGAGUAUUCUAGAGAGGAUGUCCUGAACGCCGUUGGCCAGGCCGACUCAGGGGGCAGACCUCUCAAGAAGAGCCGUACCAUGCCCAAUCUUCGAGAGUCACCAUCCAGACCAACGUCCAGAGACAAGGAUGAUCCAAAUGGACCCCAAGGAGAUUCUUCACUUUACGAAGGCUUCUCACAACUGCAUCUAUCGUCUCGAAUUCUGCCACAUUCUUUUCUGAAACGUACACUGCCCACGGAUCGAUACAAAAUAUACCGAAUACCUGACCUAUUGCGAGAAGUCACUGCGCCAGGCUUCGAAUUACCAGAAGAAGUAUGUGACUAUGUGAUUUUUGGUGUCAUUGCCUCGAAAUCCGGUGCGAUGGACCACAGACAGCCUGCCCCUGACGAUAAAACAGCUAGCUCCAAAGAUUGGGAACGCAAGUGGGAAGAUGGGUCGCAGAAUCAUCGUAGAUUCAUGGCCUUCACAUUGACUGAUCUCACUUGGUCGAUCGACCUCUUUCUGUUCGGGACAGCUCUACCUCGCUACCAUCGCCUCACUCCCGGGACGGUCGUUGCAAUAUUAAACCCGGGGAUCAUGCCUCCCAAGCGAGGCAAAGAGGAUACCGGCGCAUUCAGUCUCUCCCUAAGUAUGGGCGAAGACACUGUACUCGAAAUCGGCACAGCACGAGAUCUAGGCCGCUGCAAGUCCCUCAAGAAAGACGGCAGAGAAUGCGGCAGCUGGGUCGACGCGUCCAAGACCACCAUCUGCGAAUGGCACUUGAACGCCGAGCUGGCAAAAACUCAAGCAGGUCGCAUGGGAGUCAACACAGGCUCUAAUGGCUUCGGAGCGAACGGUCUUGGGGGCAACGGACGAAAUUACUUCGGUAACGUAGCGGGUGGUCGAGGAAGAGGAAAGAAUGGCCUCAAACAAGAAGGUCAGCAGUAUGACCGCGAAACCCAGAGCCGUUUCUACAUCUCCAAGUCGAACGUUACCGGCUCGGUGCCCAAGCACGACGACUCACGCUUCACAGGCUCAAAUCCCUUCGGCGGCCAUGGUCAACUCGACCGCAAUAAAGAUGAGCGGAUCCGUAAUCAUUUUGCGCGACUGGAGCAGGAGCGUGAGAUCUCGAAGAAACUCAGCAGCGCCGCAGAGUUAGGCUUUGGCGGUGCUGGCGCUGAAUAUCUACGGCAAAAGGCUCUGACUCCCCUCCCGCAGGAACCAAAAAAGGACCGGGCCAGUAAGAGGAAGAACAAACAUGGACCGGUCUCCAUGUCUGAGGCCCCCCCAGAACACGAUAAAGCACAGCUGUCGACUCACCGGAGUGCGCUCUCAAGCCGCUCGAAUUUCAUCUUUGCGGCAGACUCGAAUGAGAAUGGGAAGCGGAGGGCUGAGAACGUGCGUCUUUCGCCGGUCAAGAAGACGAGAUUCGUCACGGAAAAGGGCAUUCGCGAGGCCGGGAGGGAUAGUCUCGGUGGCGCUGUUUCUAAAGCUGGAAUGAAUGCUGGUGGAGAUAGUGACGACGAUGAUGAAUUGGAGAUUGUUUAA
Messenger RNA from Exophiala bonariae, 2376 nucleotides. RefSeq lists its product as uncharacterized. Gene Ontology annotation, biological process: DNA replication initiation; DNA replication. Gene Ontology annotation, molecular function: DNA replication origin binding; single-stranded DNA binding. NCBI's taxonomy places the organism in Eukaryota, Fungi, Ascomycota, Eurotiomycetes, Chaetothyriales, Herpotrichiellaceae. Bases 1 to 2376 code for a protein of 791 amino acids. The record is from RefSeq and is a predicted model, not a curated record. Gene Ontology annotation, cellular component: nucleus; nuclear replication fork. The transcript has a single exon.